Messenger RNA from Neohortaea acidophila, 939 nucleotides. RefSeq names its product Isochorismatase-like protein. Lineage: Eukaryota; Fungi; Ascomycota; Dothideomycetes; Mycosphaerellales; Teratosphaeriaceae. The transcript is spliced from 2 exons. The record is from RefSeq and is a predicted model, not a curated record. Bases 1 to 939 code for a protein of 312 amino acids.
AUGGCUACCAAUGGCGACACAACCGACCACCACCACCACGCCGUAAUCGGCAACGCAAAAAACUUCUGGCUCUACGACUCCCGCACAGGCUUCGACCUCACCCACCCGCCAACCCCAGACUCCCCGCCUAUCAACCCGCGCCUCACGCUCCAAACAAGCACGACCCCGAUCGCCGUCGACCCGGCCAAGACCGCGCUGCUCGUCAUCGACAUGCAGAACUUCUUUCUAUCGCCUGCGCGUGGACGAACGAAAGGUCCGGGCCACAAGGCGGUAGAGCAGUUGGUGCAGUACGCUGUGCCUGCUGCGCGCAAGGCGGGCGUGAGGGUUGUGUGGGUGAAUUGGGGGCUGAGUCAGGAGGACAUUCGCGAGAUGCCGCCCGCGCUUCUGCGGGGGUUUGGGUUUGAUGGGUAUAAGAAUGGAAAGUGGGUGGGUGUGGACAGGUAUGGCAAGAUUACGUGCGAAGACGAGGACGGGGAGACCGGGAUGGGCAGUUGGAUGGGGAUGGUAACGGAUCCCGACGACGGUAAGGAGAUUGAUGCCGGCGACUUCUUGAUGAGGGAUCAGUGGAAUACCGCGCUCUAUCCCCCUUUGGACCGGCUGUAUGAAGAAGGGAAACGCUUGGAUGUCAGGCCGGAUGUGUGGAUUCACAAGAAUCGCAUGAGCGGGAUAUGGUCGCCGCACACGCCUCUAGCGGAGUUUCUGGAGCGAGAAGGUAUCCGUACGCUGUUAUUCACGGGAGUGAAUACCGACCAGUGCGUAGGAGGGACGUAUCAGGAUUCGUUUAGCAAAGGUUACGACUGCAUCCUGCUCAACGACGGUUGUGGGACUACGAGUCCGGAGUUUGCGCAACAGUGUAUCGAAUUCAACGCGGAGUUGUGCAUGGGCUUUCGGACGACGUGUAAGGCAUUUGCGGAAGGGGUUGAGGCGAUGGCGAAGUGA